AGGCCUGUGCGUCGGAUGUGGUUCCCAUGGUUUGCGUCUGUUCCAGGGAUCGGACGAUACAUCGCACAGGACCUGGCCCAGAGGAACGCGCGAGUGAUCCUUGCCUGUCGCAGCGAGGAGCGGGGGCGGAGAGCGGAGCGGGAGAUCCGGCAGAGGACAGGGAAUGGGAACGUUCACCUCCGCAUCCUGGACACCAGCUCCAUGGAGUCGGUGCGGAAGUUCGCAGAGCGGAUCCGACAGGAGGAGAAGCAGCUCCACAUCCUGGUCAAUAAUGCAGGAGCCUCGGGCCUGAGGCCCAGCGUCACCCCCGAGGGUCUGGAGCUGACGUUCGCCACCAACCACCUGGGCCCGUUCCUGCUGACCAACCUGCUGCUCGGUCUGCUGAAGGAGUCUGCGAGUGCUCGGGUUAUCAACGUCUCAUCCAUGAACCACCGACGCGGGCAGAUGGUGCUGAGGCAGCUGCAGGGCGAGGAUCUGGGCAACCCCCAGCAAGACCAGUUGUACAACAACAGCAAACUGAUGAACAUCCUCUUCACCCGGCAACUGUCCUGCCAGCUCCGGCACACAGGGGUGACGGUGAAUGCAGUCCACCCCGGGGUGGUGAUGACGGAGGCCAUGAGAUACUACGGUCUGCAUAUGAGGAUCAUCUUCAACCUAAUCGGAUUCUUCUUCUUCAAGGUGAGAGGCUGGGAGAGGUUCCCAGUGGAGCUUGCUCCGGGGCCUGUGGAUCCCUGCUGUCUGAAGUCAACAGCAGAAGAGCUUUCAUUCUGUGUGGACUUUCACCUCCGCAGGAAUCCGGUCACGUUCUGCCUGUGACCCCGCGGGUGUUCAGUUUCC
This is a messenger RNA of Pristis pectinata (smalltooth sawfish), 837 nucleotides long. RefSeq names its product retinol dehydrogenase 11-like. NCBI's taxonomy places the organism in Eukaryota, Metazoa, Chordata, Chondrichthyes, Rhinopristiformes, Pristidae. The record is from RefSeq and is a predicted model, not a curated record. The coding region runs from base 16 to 816 and encodes 266 amino acids. The transcript is spliced from 4 exons.